Molecule: messenger RNA, 1341 nt
Organism: Pocillopora damicornis (cauliflower coral)
Lineage: Eukaryota; Metazoa; Cnidaria; Anthozoa; Scleractinia; Pocilloporidae
Product: angiopoietin-related protein 7
Biological process (GO): Rho protein signal transduction
Cellular component (GO): cell surface; plasma membrane
Molecular function (GO): death receptor activity; coreceptor activity; nerve growth factor binding
Source: RefSeq, a predicted model, not a curated record
CAAAUAGGUGCACGAAAAGCGGGUGGACCGUGAAGAAGACCUAACUAUAGAAAGAGCACUUUUGAAAAGUUACAGUGGUCUUGACUUGGUUGGGUUCUCGCGCAACUUUCUACAUCCGUUAGCUAAAAAAAAUUUGAGCGAGGCUGUAAACGUAGCCCUGGCAAUUCAAGACUCUGCAAAGAAAGACAGAAAGGGUUUUAACUGGCUCUGUGAGUAUAUAACUACGUAUAACCAAAGCGGUUUGUAUUCCCAAUGCAAGCAGACGGCCGGGGGAGAUGAAAUUCUACGAGUAAACACUGAAGUUAUAGUCUUUGUGAAAAACUCUGCAUACAACAAACGAAAGAUUACAAUGAGGGGCAAUCGACAAGGAAUAGGUUCUGUUAUGUUAUUUCUGGCACUUUCCAUUCAAAUUAUACUAUUAACGCACGCAGCCCCAAUGGAUUGCCAAAAGAACACUGCUGUCUGCUUGGAAGAAAUAAUGAAGGAAAUGACCCAAGUUCGAUUUGAGUUAAACAUUCUCACUGAGAACAGAACAUUAAUAAGACCCACGGACUGUGCUGAGCUCUACAAAUCCGGUAGAACGGUUAGCGGAGUUUAUACAGUUGAUCCUGAUGGUUCAGGUGCCUUUAAUGUAUAUUGUGACCAGACCACAGCCGGUGGAGGCUGGACAGUCUUCCAGAAGAGAAUUGAUGGUUCCGUUGAUUUUAGCCGAACCUGGGAUGACUACAAACAUGGCUUUGGCAACUUGGUUGGUGAAUUUUGGCUCGGAUUAGAUAAGAUAAACCGCCUGACGCAAAACAAGACAAAGAACAAGCUUCGAGUUGAUCUGAGAGCAAUUACCAACAAAAUUGUUCACCCUGAGUAUGAUUGGUUUGGAAUUGCGACCGAGACGAACAAAUAUCGGCUGUACAUUGGCAAAAUGACGACAAAUGCAACUGUUUGCCCUGAUUCCCUCAGCCAACACAAUAAUUUCGAUUUUGGUAUCUGGGAAAGAGGUCCUGCAGAUCGCGUUCAAAAAAGAGGCGUAGGCUGGUGGUAUGAUGAAGAUAGAGAAAAUGCUGUUCACUCAAAUCUUAACGGUAUCUAUCCGCUUUGUGGAAGUGAAACCGCGGCUGAUAUCCACUGGGGCCAUUUAGCUCCAAAGAGGGGUGCCGUGGGCAGCGCUCCUAAGUCAUCUGAAAUGAAAAUUAGGCCAGUGGAUUUCUUUUAGAGUUAACCAUACACCCCAUAAGUGAGCUGUGAUUUUUGCUCUGACCUGUUACAUCCUAGGUGUUAAGUGUGUAAGAUUUCUCUUUUACUAAUUUUUGAUUGUAGAAGUAUUAAAAAAAAAAACUUCAUACC